AUGCACAUCCCUCACUCUGUCUUCUCACAGCAUCAACUUGAUCUCUUGAUGUGGCUACUACACAUCAAUGGCAUUCAAGAUGUACCAUCUGUUAGAACAAUGAAGACUCUUGAAGAUGGCCUUCAAAAAAUCUGUGGUAUUGAAACUUUGCCUUUCACUGGUGCUUUUGGGCACCAAUAUUAUAUGAAUUCAUUUUCAGACAUUAUCAGGCAGGAGAUGGCUAACCCACAUAUUCAACCACAACUUCACUUCUACCCAGAAAAUUCAGGGGGACAGUUGAAUGAGGCAUACCAGGCCAGAAGGUGGUUAAAAGAAAUGGAUCCAACACAGCUGACUCCUAUGAUUCACCUUCAUGGUCAAGAUUUUUUCAUAUUUGAGCCAGCCCUUUUGUCAAAUGGGCAGGGUUGGGUAGGCCGGACUGUGAAGGUGGGGUUGGCCUAUGUCACAGGAUGA
This is a messenger RNA of Pisolithus orientalis, 453 nucleotides long. RefSeq lists its product as uncharacterized. The coding region runs from base 1 to 453 and encodes 150 amino acids. The record is from RefSeq and is a predicted model, not a curated record. NCBI's taxonomy places the organism in Eukaryota, Fungi, Basidiomycota, Agaricomycetes, Boletales, Pisolithaceae. The transcript is spliced from 3 exons.